Molecule: messenger RNA, 4122 nt
Organism: Closterium sp. Naga37s-1
Lineage: Eukaryota; Viridiplantae; Streptophyta; Zygnematophyceae; Desmidiales; Closteriaceae
Source: the annotation of a GenBank genome assembly
AUGCUCGAUCAUUUCGACGCGAUUCUCCAGCAGCGGAAGAGAGAGGAGAAAUUCCUCGUGCUAGGAACACCACAAUACCGUCGUGAAGACAUUCUUAAGAAUUUCCUCACCACCUUUGGUAAGUAUUUCGACAAAGGAGUGGGUGGUGAUGAUGCGGGUGAGGGGGAGGAGUUGGACAACUUGGAGCAACAUGGGCCGGUCGCUGAGGACACAGGUGCCCCGCCCGUGAUUGACGCGGAAAUAGUCGCGUUGGGGGCCAUGGUUGCUGACGGCGCACGAAUCGAUCUGGUCAAUGCGCGUCAGAGCGACACGGAUGGGGAGCCACCUGUUCCAAGGGAGAAUGCGCGCGAAAUCCUGCGUGGAAUGAGGGAGACGCAGCAGAGGGCCGCACAAGAGGAAACCCAGCGUUGCGGAUCGGAGACCCUACAGCAGAGGGAGGAGGGGGCGAGGAUGGAGGAGGAGCUUGUAGGGGCUUUACAAAAUGUGCACCUUCGGGUCGAGAAUGAUGAACAUGAGGAGGGGCAGGGUUUGGAAAUGAGGCAGGGGAGUCUGAAUGUCGUUGGAGGCUUGGAGGAAGAGGUGCAGAUGGCGGAACGCAACAAUACGGUGGUGUAUCAGAGGCGGGAGGCACGAACAAAGAAGAUGUUUGGGGAAGGACGCGAGGAGGAGGAGGCGAAUCAGAGGGAGGAACAGAAGCGUAUGAGGCUCGAGGACGAAGAGGGGAAGAGGGAGGAGGAUAGGCGGGCGAGGGAGAAGGAUGAGCGGGAGCGGAUGAGGCAGGAGUCCGAGGAGCGAGAGGCGCGCGAAAAGGAGGCGAGGGAGGAGGAUGAUUUGGAUCGGAAGAGGCUCGAGUCCGAGGAGCGAGAGGCGCGCGAAAAGGAGGCGAGGGAGAAGGAGGAGGUUGAGCGGAAGAGGGUGGAGUCCAAGGAGCGAGAGGCGCGCGAAAAGGAGGCGAGGGAGAAGGAGGAGCGGGAGCGGAGGAGGCUGGAGUCCGUGGAGCGAGAUGCGCGCGAAAAGGAGACGAGGGAAAAGGAGGAGCGGGAGCGGAAGAGGGUGGAGUCCGUGGAGCGAGAGGCGCGCGAAAAGGAGGCGAGGGAGAAGGAGGAGCGGGAGCGGAAGAGGGUGGAGUCCGAGGAGCGAGAGGCGCGCGAAAAGGAGACGAGGGAGAAGGAGGAGCGGGAGCGGAAGAGGGUGGAGUCGGAGGAGCGAGAGGCGCGCGAAAAGGAGACGAGGGAGAAGGAGGAGCGGGAGCGGAAGAGGGUGGAGUCGGAGGAGCGAGAGGCGCGCGAAAAGGAGGCGAGGGAGAAGGAGGAGCGGGAGCGGAAGAGGGUGGAGUCCGAGGAGCGAGAGGCGCGCGAAAAGGAGACGAGGGAGAAGGAGGAGCGGGAGCGGAAGAGGGUGGAGUCCGAGGAGCGAGAGGCGCGCGAAAAGGAGACGAGGGAGAAGGAGGAGCAGGAGCGGAAGAGGGUGGAGUCCGAGGAGCGAGAGGCGCGCGAAAAGGAGGCGAGGGAGAAGGAGGAGCGGGAGCUGAAGAGGGUGGAGUCCGAGGAGCGAGAGGCGCGCGAAAAGGAGACGAGGGAGAAGGAGGAGCGGGAGCGGAAGAGGGUGGAGUCCAAGGAGCGAGAGGCGCGCGAAAAGGAGACGAGGGAGAAGGAGGAGCGGGAGCGGUUGAGGGUGGAGUCCGUGGAGCGAGAGGCGCGCGAAAAGGAGGCGAGGGAGAAGGUUGAGCGGGAGCGGAAGAGGGUGGAGUCCCAGGAGCGAGAGGCGCGCGAAAAGGAGACGAGGGAGAAGGAGGAGCGGGAGCGGAAGAGGGUGGAGUCCGUGGAGCGAGAGGCGCGCGAAAGGGAUAAGCGGCAGGAGGAAGAGAGGAAAAGGAGGCUAGAGGAUGGGAGGCGGGUGGGCCGCGAAAGAGAGGAGGCGCGUCAGAAGCAGGAACGGGAACGGAAGAGAACCGAAAGCGAACGCCGAAGGAAUGAGCUGCAAAGGCUCGAGCGCGAAAAACAAGUGGCACGACAGAUGGAGGAAGACGGUGAGCAGCACGGUCCGGAGCGCCAGAGGGAUCGACGGGAAGAGCAUGACCGGCGAGAAAUGGGGGGCGCUCCGCAAAGGAACGAACGGCAGAGAGAGGUUGCUGGGUUGGGUGAACAAGGUGCAGGAGGGCAGCGGCGUGGGGAUGGAACUCGUCACACGAGCCAGGGCCAGAGGGGCGCGAGGGUCUUUCAAACGCAAGCAGGGCGGGGCUCAGAGGAAGGAGCUCGACAAGUGGUGGUUGGCGCCCAGCCAACCGAGGCGCAGCAGGGGACGACGGUUCGUCGGGCAGCGGAUGCGAGGCAGGUGGGAGGACGGGUGGAGGAGGCGCUGGAGAGUGCGGCGAGUGCGCUCCCUAUGCAGAGGCGCCAUCCACGUGCGGCAGUGAAUCCUGCUGCGGUGCAGGCAGAGGAAUUAGAGGAGGGUGAAUGGGUGGCUGUGGAGACGCAACUGCAGGGACUGGAGAAUGCGGGGCCCCAGGUUUUCGAGGAGACAGAAGGAGGAUUUGAGGAGACCGGUGACCGCAUCGCAGCGGGCGGCGGGGUGCAUACUACGCCAGAGUUAAUGCGGCGUCUGACGGUGGUGGCGAGGAACGUUGCCAGGAUUUCGUCCGAGCAAACUGUUCGCUUCAGCGACUGCAUGGCCGAGAUUCGCCAGUUUGGUUCGCAGAUGCAGGGAUGGGACUUGCGCUACUUGCAGGACUACGAUGACCUAACGCACGAGUACCACGUGCGAAAGGAUUCAGUGGUCCGGGAGCGCGAAGAGCUCGUCCAAUUGCGUACUGCACUUUCGACUGCAACAACCGAUGCACGAGCGGCAGCAGCUGAUGCAGGUCGAGCAGCUGCUGCAGCGGUUGUGGGAACAUUGGAGGAAACGUUUGCAGGGUUUUUUGACACGGUUGUGGAGAGGCUCAAGGGUGUGGUGGAGCAGGCGAUGGAGGCAGCGUCGAAAGGGGGGAACCUGGAAGCCACUAUGGCGCCCGAGUCCGUGAAUCACCUAGAAAAGGCAUUCGAAGAUAGUGUAUACACGGUGUGGGUGGAUCUCAAAACGUCUGACGACGCAAACAAACAGACCUUCAAGGCCAUUCAGAAGGCUCUGGCAGGAUUGGCAGCUAAACUGAAAAGGCCUACCGGACCUAACCGGGUCGAGAUUCCACCUGCUACAAGGGCAGAGGCCACACCUCGAAUUUCGCGCGCGCUGCUCGAGUCAGAUUCUCCGGAUAUCCCUAUCUCAGCGGCACAAGAAGUCAUGGAAAGGUUUGCCGUAAACUCGGAUGGUGAGGCAAAUGAGGAGGGUGAGGCGGGCGCUGGUGUGGCGGAUCUCGACUUGUCUGGUCCAGUGAGUACAAACUGGAGAGCGUCGUUGGCCGCGAAGGAGUUGCAGAGAGAAAAGGAGAAGGAGAGUGCGGAGAGAAAGGCGGCCGAGCUUCGGAAGCGGACUGCAAUUCAGAGGGCGCAUGCGACCGCUGCAGAGAAGACGCGGGCUGGGAUUGUUGGUAGCAGCGAAAGAGCGGCUGAACACCGAGCGGCGAAUACCGCCGCAGAGCCAAGAGAGACGCGUGAAGAGCGAGCAGCUGCAUUCGAAAAGAGGCGGAAAGAGGAUGAACAGGCGAAGGAGGCCGAGCGGGCCGAGAGAGAGGCGGAGGAAAAACGCAAAAAGGCGGAGGAUGAUAAGAGGCUACGGGAGGAGCAGACAAAGGAGGCAGAGCAGGCCGAGAGAGCGGCGGAGGAAAAACGCAAAAAGGCGGAGGAUAAUAAGAGGCUGCGGGAGGAGCAGGCGAAGGAGGCAGAGCGGGCCAAGAGAGCGGCGGAGGAAAAACGCAAAAAGGCGGAGGAUGAUAAGAGGCUGCGGGAGGAGCAGGCGAAGGAGGCAGAACGGGCCAAGAGAGCGGCGGAGGAAAAACGCAAAAAGGCGGAGGAUGAUAAGAGGCUGCGGGAGGAGCAGGCGAAGGAGGCAGAGCGGGCCAAGAGAGCGGCGGAGGAAAAACGCAAAAAGGCGGAGGAAGAUAAGAGGCUGCGGGAGGAGCAGGCAAAGGCAUUGAAGGUUGCUGAAGAGAAGCGGGCGGAGGCUCUAAAGCGGCAAAUGGAGCUCUAG